Lathyrus oleraceus (garden pea) is the source of this 1921-nucleotide messenger RNA. Its product is annotated as protein gamma response 1. Gene Ontology annotation, molecular function: damaged DNA binding. The record is from RefSeq and is a predicted model, not a curated record. Gene Ontology annotation, biological process: DNA double-strand break processing involved in repair via single-strand annealing. NCBI's taxonomy places the organism in Eukaryota, Viridiplantae, Streptophyta, Magnoliopsida, Fabales, Fabaceae. The transcript is spliced from 4 exons. The coding region runs from base 74 to 1759 and encodes 561 amino acids.
UUGAGAAUCCCGCGCGAGAAUUUCACAACUUCUCCAAUUACACCUCCAUCCCCAAAUCUUCCACUACCCUUUCAUGCAAUUCAUAACUCAACUCUAUCAAAAACCAACAAUGGACGAAAAAGACUCAUUAGCAGAGAGCGUACCCCACACGCGCUCUUCAAAAUCAUCUCCACCACCUCUUUCCCCUGUCGCCGACGAUGAAAAACGCGUCUCCGGUCUCAGCACAAUUCUCGUUGCUUCAAUUCAAGAAGCCAAAGACAAAAUCUCUCAACUCGAGUACGUUUUCUGCUCUCAACUCUACCCUCAUUUUCAAUCCACUUCGAAAAAAUCCGACGCAAAACGGCGCCGUAUCGUCGAACUCGAGCGCGAGGUCGACGAAGGUAUGUUGCUUCAAAAAAACCUCGUGGAUCUAAUUCGUACCAAAGAAUCGUUACUGAAAGCGUGCGAAGAGAAGGGAAAAGCAGCGAUAUCGAAAUUGGAGAAUUGUGAGAGUGAAAACGUGAAGCUGUUGAGGAAAAUUGUUGAUUUGGAAGAGAGAUUGGGAGUGAAAAUUAAAGAUGUUGAGGAUUUGGAACUGAGGAGUGUUGAAAAUGAGGGUUUGUGUAAGAGGCUCUCUGAACAAGUUGAAUUGUUGACGUGUGAGGUUCGGGAUGAGAAAUUGAAGAGAAAUCGGUUGAAUGAAGCGUAUAAGAGACUUAAAUCUCAACAUAUUUACCUUCGGCAAAAGGUUGGUCUCAAUGAGGAAAACAUGCUUCGUGAAAUUAAAUUUGAGAAUGAGAGUGAUUUGGCCAAGCAUCAAAGUCCAAUCACAGAAGCAGGUGUUGCAUUUGAAGACCGUAAUAUAGCUACGGGUGCUUGUAUAAAUACUAAAGUGAAGUGUGAAAUCCUAGAGGAAGAUUUUGAAGGCCUUGAGAACAGAACUCCUGAAGUUUUUGUUGCUGUGCGUGACACAAAUGAAGUGAAGAAGAAGGCAUUGGAGGAUGACAAAGGAGCCAAUUUGUGCCCUCCUUUUCCAAGUUUCCAUGAUGUCCAAAAAUGUCCACCCAGUACAAAAUUAGUCUCCGUGUCUGGUACAAAGCGGCCUGCACCUCCUGAAGUUUUUGUUGCUGUGCGUGACACAAAUGAAGUGAAGAAGGCAUUGGAGGAUGACAAAGGAGCCAAUAUGUGCCCUCCUUCUUCUUCAAGUUUCCAUGGUGUCCAAAAAUGUCCACCCAGUACAAAGUUAGUCUCCGUGUCUGGUACAAAGCGGCCAGCACCUUCCUGGAGACAAACCCGGUCUCAUCAAAGUCGAGCCGGUAAUGACCUUCACGAUGACUUUCUUGAUACUCCUCUUGAAAAUAUUAGAGAUAAUUUAUAUAAGGAUUUGAAUAAGGAAGAUCUCCCACAACCAAUUCAAAACGACAUUAGCAUGAACAGCUCAGAUGAUGAAACACAGGAUUUGAAUGCCAAAAGCAGUCCCCAGAAGAAGCAAUCUUCGAUUACAGUGACCAAUAAAAGGAGUUUCAAGUACAUUGAGCCAGUGAGAAAGAAGGCUGAACGUGAAAAUUUAAAAGGAGUUGACUGCAAACAAUGUAGGAAGUUCUACGAAGCUGUUCUUCCUAAUGCAGACGGCAAGGACCCUGAUGGCAAUAAGCAGAAUAUUCGUUGUGAGCAUCAUGAUGGUGUUUCCAGGCAUCGUUAUAGACAGGAGAGUCAGCCUCUGAUAAAGCCCCUCAAAGUUUGCGAUAUGAUUUUCUGUUUUGGCCAUGCUGGUGCAUGAAAGCAAAACACUUAAAAAAUUGAAAAAUUGAAAACUGUUAUUGCAGCAUAAGUUGUGAAUGAUUUACCAAGCUUCACAACUUAAUCCUGUACUUGCACGGUGCUGCAGAUUCAGUUCCCUUUUUUUCUUUCCCUCUAAAUUAAAGUACUCCAUAUUUGUUGA